This is a messenger RNA of Cladophialophora immunda, 2465 nucleotides long. RefSeq lists its product as uncharacterized. Gene Ontology annotation, biological process: ubiquitin-dependent protein catabolic process. NCBI's taxonomy places the organism in Eukaryota, Fungi, Ascomycota, Eurotiomycetes, Chaetothyriales, Herpotrichiellaceae. The transcript has 2 exons. Bases 789 to 2039 code for a protein of 416 amino acids. Gene Ontology annotation, molecular function: ubiquitin protein ligase activity. Gene Ontology annotation, cellular component: cytoplasm. The record is from RefSeq and is a predicted model, not a curated record.
GACCACUGCAAACCUGAUCACCAGCCCUCCAGCCCUCCAAUAUUCUUCUGCCGCCCAGCGCCCGCAGUCUGUCCUCGGACUUGGUAUUGCGAAGCCGGAUUGGCACCAGCUUCCCAACUGCGCCCAUUCUCGCCCUCACCGUCACCCUACCUUCACCUUCACCUUCUUCUUCUCCAGCUCCUGCAUUGCUAACCGUAUAUCCCUCACUCUUACCUCCUUUCCACCAUCCUGUCCAUCUCGAGUUUUAUCCUCCUGAAGCAGCCACAUCACAUCCUCCUUCAUCUUACUGGGGAUGCUGCACCCGAAGCCGCCGUAUUGAAGACUGCGCACCCGCCCUCUGCCCUCUGGGCCAAUCCGUUCUCCGCAGCAAACGUUGCUUCUUCCCCUUGAAACACCCUCCCCCUUCACCUCAGGCCUUUGUCACUCGAUCCGCCUCGUGUGAGAGAGGAUCCAGGCCCAUACCGCACGCCGAAGGACCAAUCCUAAUCUCACCCUUGCUUCGAUUGAUCGUUCCAUCACUCCUCCUCGAUAACGAUCGACAUCACAGUCGACCGCCACUCACUCCUCCCUAUCCUUUCGAGCUCGUCACCUCUCCUUUUCGUCUCCCUGUUCAUGUCUUUGCCCAUCAGCGGCCGAUUCGAGGAAUAAUCACUUCUUCCCUCCUGUAUCCGCAUUCGCCGGCACAGCUUAGAUGCUCCCAUCAGCACCCAGUUGCGCACCCACAAUCUGCACGCUGACUACCUCUCGGCCGUCGACUACUGUGCCUUGGCUGUCAUAUCUCAUCUAAGAUGGCCACUUCGACAUCAACUACCACGACGUCGCCCACUGCGAGCGCAACGGGCAACGCUGGAAACAAUGGAGGCUCUGGUCCCAGUUCGCCACUGCUCUUUUUCGUGGCUCUGGGCUUUGGCGUUGUCUUUACGAAUUUAUGGAUCAUCGUCGGUGUCAAAUACUGCUUCAGAUACAAUCAGCGCAACCGACAGCGCAUGAAUGGCGAGGACCCAGACGGAGUAGAUCUUGCUGCCAUGCCUCGACAACACCGCCGCAGGCGCGAGAAGAAGCUGAUGACCAUUGAGGAAGUGAACGAAAAAUUCCCUCUGACAAAAUACAAGACAUGGCGUUCCAAUCGUGCCGACGAGGGCUUGCCCACUGCUGGAGGGAUCACUACUGCCUCUCGCCCAGCUAGCAUACGCGAUACUCAACGGGAUUCCAAAGACUCGAAGGACAUUGAAGCUCAGGAAUUGGCGCAUGCGCAAACAAACUCUACGGCCGAGGAGAAACCUCCCGAGCAUGGCGAACCAGAGGUCGUGGAAGCCGAAAAGAGUGACCUGGAAAAUCGGCCAGUCACGCCCUCUCGUCCCAAAUCUUCUCCUUCUACAGUGACGCCCGGUACUCCUGUGCAUAAAGUGACCAGUCAUGACGAUGACGACGAAGACGAAGAACGCAUACAAACGGCUCUUCCUGCCGAGCAGUUGCCCGAUCCUGGCGACGCUUGUGCCAUAUGCAUCGACAAUAUCGACGACGACGAUGACAUUCGUGGGUUACAUUGUGGUCACGCAUUCCAUGCCUCGUGCGUUGACCCUUGGUUGACAUCACGGCGAGCCUGCUGUCCCCUUUGUAAGGCGGAUUACUACGUCCCCAAACCUCGACCCGAAGGUGCCGAAGUGAAUCCAGCAAACCUGCAGCCACCGCCGACGGCGUUUUCGAUUAUUGGGAAUGGUCGACCGGGUCGAAGACCUGCAAUGAUCAUCCCGGGUCGAUUCAUGAGUAUCGUGUAUCAUGAUCGCGAUCGCCACGGAUUCCCGCUUGUAGUGCGUGCAGAGCGGACAGAUCAGUCAAACCUAGACCAAGGUCGACGGCGACAGAGAGACAGAUUGCCGAGCUCAAAUACCGCUGCCAGCACCGAAGGAGGAGAUACUCAAUCAUCAUGGAGAUCAAGAUUCGGCUUGAGAAUGCCGGGUCGAAGUCGACAGGCACAGACACCACCGGCGGCUCCGGAAGCCCUGCCCACCCCUUCACAGCUUGAAGCUGGAAGAUGACAAGAACUGAACCCCAGAAGCGACGAUAAUGAUAUGAGUUUACGAUAAUCCUGACGAAGGACUUCUUGGCUUUUGUUGGGUUCCCCUGGCCCUUGGAUAGGUGACAAAAGGUCUUGGAGAUGCAUGAGCGCGACUGAGGACUCUGCCUGUAUGAUGCCGGGUUUGCCGCGCGAUAGAAUGUUUGCAUGGCAUGAGCAAUAGCCGCAAAUUUUCACGUUUACAGCAUUUGGCUGGUAAAGCCGGGCAUAACACUUGCACUGCGUUGAGGAGUGAACAAGAACUACUGCGAUGGAUCUUCUUGGGAUGGAUACCUCGGGAUAUGAUACCCCCGUCUCCAUUUCUUGGCUAUGUGGCAUAUUGUAUCUUUAGUCUCCCAGACUGUACUUGGACCUAAGACCAAAAUGGACUAUUUUCUUGUGUUUCUAG